AUGAAGUUUAUUUCUAAUCAUUUUUUAUCUAGAAUUUUCAAAAUUUAUUCAAAACAUUCUUGCGUAUAUUUGUAUCUGAAUAAUUUGCAUGUUUGCUAUACCAUCAUUGUUAUGGUUGUUACUAUAAUUGCUGUUUUUUAUAAUAUUGCUUUCAAUAAUAUUAAUUCUCAACAUAAAUCAAAUGAUCUUUCUAGAAAAUCAAAUACAUUAACUUUAUCUUUCUAUGCUUUUUUUAAAUCAUGCUAUCUAUACAUAUUAGGUGCAAUAUGUUUUAUAAGCUUGUUAUCUUGUACUUUUGUCCUUAAUAAAACAAUAGUUCCUAUUUCUACAAUAUCUUUUUUUUCUUUUUUGUUUUUUCAUUGA
Molecule: messenger RNA, 363 nt
Organism: Pneumocystis jirovecii RU7
Lineage: Eukaryota; Fungi; Ascomycota; Pneumocystomycetes; Pneumocystales; Pneumocystaceae
Exons: 9
Coding region: 1-363 (120 amino acids)
Source: RefSeq, a predicted model, not a curated record